Messenger RNA from Ziziphus jujuba (common jujube), 747 nucleotides. Its product is annotated as glutaredoxin-C1. NCBI's taxonomy places the organism in Eukaryota, Viridiplantae, Streptophyta, Magnoliopsida, Rosales, Rhamnaceae. Gene Ontology annotation, cellular component: nucleus; cytoplasm. The record is from RefSeq and is a predicted model, not a curated record. Gene Ontology annotation, biological process: negative regulation of DNA-templated transcription; anther development. The transcript has a single exon. The coding region runs from base 135 to 527 and encodes 130 amino acids.
ACCUCUUUUCAUUCAUUCACUCACUCACUCACUCACUUACUCGCUCAUUACAUUUUCUCAAACACCAUUUUCGCAUUUCUAUCUCUACCUUUGGUUAAUAAUAUUUUGUGAAUUAGCUCUGAAAAAGAAAGAGAAUGCAUUACCAAACAGAGUCAUGGGGGUCAUACAUUCCGGCAACGACAAUGACGGUGGGGGGAGACCCACUGGAGAGAAUAGAGAGGCUGGCGUCGGAGAGCGCGGUGGUGAUAUUCAGCAUGAGCACGUGCUGCAUGUGCCACGCCAUAAAGAGGCUGUUCUGUGGGAUGGGUGUGAACCCAACAGUCCAUGAGCUGGAUGAGGACCCAAUCAGAGGCAAAGACAUGGAAAAGGCUCUUAUGAGGCUUUUGGGGAACUCUUCGACCGCUGCUGUUCUCCCUGUUGUGUUCAUCGGUGGCAAACUUGUUGGUUCUAUGGAUAGAGUUAUGGCUUCUCAUAUCAGUGGCACCCUUGUUCCUCUUCUCAAAGAUGCUGGUGCUCUCUGGCUCUAAGUGCUCUUUUUCUCUUUCUUUCUUCUUUUUUUUUUUUUUUCCUUGAAAACUGGAAAUGGAAUAGUUUUCCAAGAAAAAAAAUGACUUUUCUUUUCUUCUUUUUUUUCUCUCUUUUUUUUUUUUUUUUGUUUCGGUUUUUAUAAAUAUAUAUAGCAAAGGAAUUGAUCUUGAACAUGAUCAUCAGAAUGGCAAAGGAAGAGGAGUUUGUUUGUUGUUUUCC